GAAUGUGGAAAGAACAAUGAUGCAAUGUGUUAAAUGGGAAAUCCCCCACGUGUCCACCAGUUUCCCGCAGUGCUCGACACAUAGCCGCCCGUGGUUGGCCCGCGGCUGGACCAAUCAAAGGACAGCUUUGAUGAUGUGAAAUCGUGAUUUGAGUGGCGGGGGCCACCUUUACCACGGGCCCCACCGCCGGCCAAUCAGCUCCCUAGGGUGCCCUAGGCACGUGGUGCCUCCUUACCCAGCCACCGUGCUUGCCGCUAUUAUCGCCUGAGCAGUACACACACUCAGAGAGAGAGAGAGAGAGAGAGAGAGGGAGGGGAGAGAGAGAGAGAGAGCCCGAGAUCGGAGGUCGUUCUUCGGAUAUGGGAACUUGAGGUUCUUGCCGAGAUCGGAGGGAGCUGACGGCGGAGGAUGGACGGCGCCGGCAGCGUCGGGCGGCGGGGGAUGGACAUGGAUGGGCUUGGGGGUGGUGCAGCAGACAGAUCGAUAAUCAGCCCGAUAAUGCUCAGAUUCAGGCCGAUAGCUCCGAAGCCGGCCAACGGUGAGCCUUUCUCCGGCUCCUUCUCGGCGGAUGGUGCCGGAGCAGCGUUGUCGCGGAGGAGGGUGAAGAGGAGGUACCGCGUUAGGGUUCGGAGUAGGAAAAAUAAUAUCCGCGACGGGAACACCGGAAGAUCCGACGUCGCCGUCGUCAGUGGAGGGACGGGAUCUAGUGCGGCGGGCGGCACCACGACGCUGCAGCUCUUGCCUGGGAGGGAGGAAGAUCAGGAGUCGGCAGGCGGAGGAUCUGAGGGCAAUUAUUGUCAGCAGCUGUACGGAGACCCCGGGGAAGGAGGAGCCCUAACGAUCGGCACAGGCGCGGGGGUGGGAGCGCCGGAUCGGGCGGCGGUGGAGUCGCGGGUGAGGGUGGAGAGCGUGGGGGACGCGUGCAUGGGCGCGGCGGGGGAGGAUGGGAGUUUAGGUAGCACGGGCGCGGAGAUAGUGAGGAGACUGGAGCUGGACAUGUGUCCAGCAUUCGUGACGGACUCCUUGAACAGGGUCCGGUGGCUGAACGCGGCUUACGUGGCUCUGGUGACCGGCGGGGAGGGGGACGGCGGGGAGGGGGUGGACGUGAGGGUGGAGGUGACGGCGAAGGAGGAGCUGCCGUGGUGGAGCGCGGCGUUCACGUGUCAGGUGAGGGUGGAGCACACGUGGCGCCACGGGAGGUACUCAAAGGUGGUGCCCUGCGACGUCUGGAGGUUGGACUGGGGAGGGUUUGCAUGGCGGCUGGACGUGAAGGCUGCUCUCAGCUUAGGGUUUUGAAGGAAAAAACUCAAAAAAAAAAAAGCCAAAAAAUAACCGUCGGAAUCGCCUAGCUCGCCGGCGAAGUAUAAUUCCCGGGGUUCGUCGUAUGCCCUCCGUAUAUAUAACAGGUAUAUAUACGUUAUAAAUUUAUGUACCUAAAAUAAUGUGACUGAUUCUGACUGUCUUAUAACUAGCAAUGCAUGGAUUGAGAAUCGCUAUAUAA
Molecule: messenger RNA, 1501 nt
Organism: Punica granatum (pomegranate)
Lineage: Eukaryota; Viridiplantae; Streptophyta; Magnoliopsida; Myrtales; Lythraceae
Source: RefSeq, a predicted model, not a curated record